Messenger RNA from Punica granatum (pomegranate), 1696 nucleotides. The record is from RefSeq and is a predicted model, not a curated record. Lineage: Eukaryota; Viridiplantae; Streptophyta; Magnoliopsida; Myrtales; Lythraceae.
GCCCCCUCCCCCCAAUCUUCUACGGACAGUGCAGACCAGACCAGCAUCAGCCACCAUCUUCCUUCCUUCAUUCAUCAUUCAACUUCCUUCCCUCCUUCCUUCCUAUCUCUCUUCCUUCAAUCCCAUCUCCCCACAUUGCUCAAUUUCCCGGGAAAAAUGCUCCCUUGGACUGGAAAUCUCCUCUGAGAAUCUGACGGAUCGGGCAGCUCUCGGCGGAUUCUUGAAUGAGAAGCUGUGCUCGGUGGGGGUGCUAAUGGCAUUCACGGAUUUAUGCCGGCAGACAUGCAUCCGAGCGUCGGACAGAUGCUACCGCUACUUCCCCUGCCUCGCUGAUCCCGCUCGGAGGUCGUCAUUGUGCCUGAAGGUGGCGCUGGUUAUUCUGCAUUUGGUAUACGUCGGUGUUCUGUUCCUGUUCGAUAAAGAUUUGAUAGACAAGACCCGGAAAGAUCCGUGGUAUACUUCUCUAUAUCUGUUGCUCUUCAUAGCCACGUUAGUUCAAUACUUCAUUACCGCUUGUUCUUCUCCAGGAUAUGUCCUUGAUGCAAUGAGAGCAGUCAAUGAAGCAAAUUCAUUGUUCACAAAUCGCUACAAACAGGCUGCUUCAAACAAAGAUGGAAGCUUUGUUGUAACAAUUGAUGAUCCAUCAAGAAGAAAUUUGCUGGGCAAUACAUCAACUUCUUGGUCUAAGACAGUAGUGGAAUUGUAUCUUCCUGGGACACCCGCUAGAAACUACAUUUGCUCCUACUGUAAUAUCGAACAACCUCCAAGAUCCAAACAUUGUCAUGACUGUGACCGGUGCAUUCUUAAGUUUGAUCACCAUUGCACUUGGCUAGGUACCUGCAUUGGGUACCGCAAUCACUGUCGAUUCUGGUGGUACCUCAGCGAGGAGGCCGCACUUUGCCUCUGGACUGCCUUCUUGUACAUUAGCUACCUUCACACCAACAUAUAUCGGGUGUGGUGGAAGAGCGCAAUCAUGAUUAUCCUUCUGAUUUUCCUGUCAAUCUCCUUGAUCUUUCUGCUCCUUCUGCUGCUUUUCCACAGCUACCUUAUUCUGACAAAUCAGACAACCUAUGAGCUUGUAAGGCGCCAGCGCAUCACGUAUUUGAGCCAUGUCCCCCGAAGAUUGUGCGCUUUCAGUAGAGGUAUGGGCAGAAACUUGUACUAUAUCUGUUGUGGAGGAAGCAGUUACUUGGAGCAGGUCCCCACACAGCACGAGCUCGAGGAAAGGUCUAGACCUUAUACGUGUUUGGAUACAUUAACUUGCCGGUGCUGCUUCUAAGAAUAGAUGUGGCCCAUCAUUCUAAAAAGAAAUGUACUAUUAUUAUACUGAGAAAUGGCUGCACCGAUUAUAUGUUCGGGUUCGGACUGGUGGUGCUUUAAUUUGUCCUCGCAUUGGAAUUUUGGGUGCCUUGAGGAGAUUUUGUAUGGUCCAAUUUUGGGCAGGUGAGAAGAUCGAAGAGUAAUAGCCGUCGGUUGUACGAUGAUACUUAUCGAGUACUCUUUUAGCCAUAUAACCCUUUCUUCUUCCGAAUGCACAAUGUAGUGAAUGAACUGAACCUCAUGUCUACUUGUUAUCUUCACCGUGUUUAGAUGUGAGACAUGACCAAGCCAACCAGAUAUGGACUGCCUUUGUGGUUUGGAAGGCAGUUCGUGCUUUUUUUUAUGAAUGUAAAUGUAUGAAGGUGCUUUAGAUAGA